Messenger RNA from Sinocyclocheilus grahami, 978 nucleotides. Its product is annotated as leucine rich adaptor protein 1-like. NCBI's taxonomy places the organism in Eukaryota, Metazoa, Chordata, Actinopteri, Cypriniformes, Cyprinidae. The record is from RefSeq and is a predicted model, not a curated record. The transcript is spliced from 2 exons. Gene Ontology annotation, biological process: positive regulation of canonical NF-kappaB signal transduction. Bases 348 to 887 code for a protein of 179 amino acids.
ACUGCUUUUCACCAGGUGAUUAUAUUCCUCUGUAUUGAAAUAUUUAUUUGGAAAAUAGAACCACAUCAACUCGCAUAACAGAAAGCAGCUCGCAUCAGUUUUAUACUGCAGCUGUAUGUUGAGGAACACGUCUAAAUAAUGCGAGAAGAGCGUGUCGCGCAUGCGCCGCUUAAUGACGCGCGCGAGGGCGGGUGUCACCUGUGCGUCAGUCACCCGACCAGACCACACCAGACCCGACCAGACCCGACCGGCGGAGCACCGAGGAACCGCCGCGCUUCACCCGAAUAUCCCCGUGCGUUUGACGUCAUGCUCCGGUAGGAUCGAUUACCUGCGGCUCUGGAUUAUUGAUGAGGAUGAGGAUGAUGAUGGAGGAUCUGCCGGACUUCAGAGACGUGGAGCACAAGCUGGGCCGCAAAGUUCCGGAGAGUUUGGUUCGUUCACUCGCCGGCGACCCGUUCAGAGGCUCGGAGACGCACGCGCGCGCUGAUGGUCUGCAGACGCUCCACAACAACAUCAGCUUCCUGCGACAACAGAUGGCUCAUCUGCGUGCCAUCGACGUGACACUGAUGCAUCAGCUGCUGUCCAUCAACGAGGGCAUCGAGUCGAUCCGCUGGGUGAUGGAGGAGCGCGGGGGCGGGGCCAGCCGUGAGGGCAGUGUGACGGACAGCUUGUGCAGCCUAUCAGACGGCGCGGAGUCUGAGCGCGGCUCCUGCAGCGACGGGCUCGACGGGAUCUCGCUGGGCAGUUAUCUGGACACGCUCGGGGAGGACGAACCCGAACGCUCCUCGCCCGCAGACCUCUCCAGAACCAGCAUGGAUGAGGAGACGCUCACGAAAUCUCCUCUACGGCCUCGGGUGGAAACCGACGAGUACUACUGCUUCGGAUAGCGCUAACGUGUGCUUGGAUAAAGACAUCUGACCCGAAUCCAAAUGGAAAGCAUAUAAUGUGACCCUGGAGCACAAAACCAGUCAUAAGGGU